This is a messenger RNA of Plasmodium berghei ANKA, 3792 nucleotides long. RefSeq names its product conserved Plasmodium protein, unknown function. Gene Ontology annotation, biological process: mRNA processing. Bases 1 to 3792 code for a protein of 1263 amino acids. NCBI's taxonomy places the organism in Eukaryota, Apicomplexa, Aconoidasida, Haemosporida, Plasmodiidae. The transcript has a single exon. Gene Ontology annotation, cellular component: exon-exon junction complex. Gene Ontology annotation, molecular function: mRNA binding. The record is from RefSeq and is a predicted model, not a curated record.
AUGAGAAAAAUAUUUUCUAUUGCACAUUCUAAUUUAAAAAUAAAAAAAGGAAAUAUAAAUAAUAUAAGAAAGGAACAUAUUUUAGAAGAAGAACGAAACGUUUUUGAUGAUUAUAAAACAUAUAUAAGUGAUAGCGACACUAAAAGUGAAAAAAGUGAAAAAAGUGAAAAAAAUGAAAAAAGUAAGCAAAAUGAACAAAAUGAACAAAAUGAAAGCGAAUUUGAUAAAAUAAACAAAAUAGACGAUAGCGAUUUUAAUCCAAUCAAUAUAAAUAGCAAUAAAGAAAAAGGUGAUAAAAAUGAUAAUAUAAAGAAAGAAUGUGGUGAAAAAAAUGAAAAAUCAAACAAUGAUCAAAUUAGUGAUAUUGAUAAUAUAAAAAUUUCAAAAAAAAAUAAUUCAGAAAAUAUAGAUAAUCAAAAUAUUUCAAUAAAAGAAAAGAUGAUUGAAGAUCCAUGUUUUGUACCAAAAGAAUCUCGAUAUUUUUUACAUGAUAAUAGAUUUGAAAUAAAUGAUAAAAAUGUAAAGAAAAAAUAUAUGAAUGAUAAUAAAAUUAAACAAGCAAAUAAUGUCUAUUAUAUAGAUGAAAAAAACUGGAAACACGAUUUAUUUUAUGAUUAUAAAUAUAACGGUUAUUAUUUAAAGUAUAGAAAUAAAUAUUCAAAUUAUUAUUCUCGUAGUAUUCGUUAUUAUGGCUCAAACUUCUUAUAUACAUCUUCACAUAAAAACAAUAAAAUAAAUAUUACCAAAACAGAAGUUAAAGAACAUGUUGAUAAGUCAGUGGUUAAUUCUAAAGAUAAAGAUAAAACUAAUGAAUAUGUUAGAUCUAAGCAUGCCAAUGGUAAUGAAAAAAAUGGAAAGGAUAGUAUAGAAUUGAAUUACAAUAAAUACAAAGAAAUUGAACACAAUAAAAUAAAAAAUAAUAAAUAUGUUACCAACUUUAAAAGUGGAAAAAAUGUGUAUAAUAAAAGCUAUUCAAAUAUAAUAUACUCAUAUAAUGGGAAAAAAGACAAAUUUAUGAAAUAUAAUUAUUAUAAAAACAAUAUUUAUCGUUACAAAAAUAGUAAGAAACAAGUAUUAAGUGUUGAUAAAAAUAAAAACAGUAAAAAUUCAAAAAAUGUUAUAUGCAUAAUUAAAGAUAACAAAAAAUAUGUGAAAAAUGAUGAAAUUACAGAUAAAAGUAAACAAAUUGAAAAUAAUUGUAAAGAAAAAGAUGAGCAAAUUGAAAAUAAAAGCAAUUUAAAAAAUAUGGGGAGGGAACUUAAAUGUACUGAAACAGGUGUGAAUGAUGUACAGGAUAAAAAACAAAUUGUACACACUCAAGAAAAAAUAAAAAAAACAAAUAAAUAUAAUGAUAAAAAAAAAGGCAGUUUUGAUAAAAGACAAGACAAAAUAGAUGAUAAUAAUAUUUUAGAAAAAAAAAACAACAAAUUUUCAUAUUCAGACAAAAAUAUUUAUAACAAUAAAUAUAUAUUAAAUGAAAAAUAUACAUCUAUGAAAUAUAAAAAAUCAUCACAAUUUCAUUACUCAUAUGAAGAUCAAUAUUUAAAUCGAAGUACAAGAAAAAAUAGACAUCAUACUACUACUACUACUAAUAAUAAUAAUAGUAAAAAAUAUAGUAAUAAUAGUGACGUGAAAUAUUUGCAUGGAAAUAAAUAUUUUACUACUAAAUCAGGGUUGGAUAAUAAUUAUUGUAAUCUUUCUGAAUAUGAUAAAAAAAUUUAUAUUGAUGAAAAAAAAGAUAGUAUAUAUAAUACCCAUGCUAAUAACAUAAAUAGUAGAGGUUCAAAAAAAGAGGACAACAAUAGAGAUAUAGAUGAUAAAAAAAUAUAUUACAAAAAUGAGAAUAUUAAAGAUAUUUCAGAAGAAUUAUGUAAAUCGUUGAAUAAUUCAACAUCUGAAAUAAUAAAUAAAAAUAAAAAUACAGGCAAAUAUUUAAAAAAAAAUAGUGAUAAUUUGAAUACUCCAUAUACAGAUAUUAGUUAUAAUACAAAUGAUCAAAAAAAAAUUAUAAAAAAUGACGAAAAAAUAAAAAAAAAAAUGGAAGAAAAAAAUGUGAAAAUAAACAAAUUAAAAGAUAAUGAGAAUAACGAUAAAUGUGAAAAUAGUACGCGUGAAAUUACGCACACAAAUAAUAAGAAUUAUAAAAGUAAAGAUUACAAAAAGUUUUUCAUAGAUUUUCAUAAUAAAAAAUUUGAUGAUAAUGUUCGUAAAAAAAAUAGUUUAAAAUACAACAAAAAUAUUAAGGAUAAAUAUUUUUCAAAAUAUCAAAAGUAUUACUCUACUAUAGAGAGCAGUUCAAAAAAUGAAUAUAAAAAUGAUCACAAUAAAGAUGGAAUAAAUAAUAGGAAUAAAUUUUAUGCCAAAGAUAAUCACAAAAAUCGUUCUCAGAAAUAUUCCAAUUGGAAAGACAUAGAUAUAAAUGCUGGAAUGAAAAAUGAAAAAAAAUCAGGAAAAACAAACGAAAAUGAUAAAGAAAAGGACAAGGAAAAAACAACCAACAAACUAUAUCACAUAUAUAAAAGAAAAACAGAGAAUAGCAUCAAUGUAGAUAUUUGUGAAAAAAAACAAGAUAAUAAAAUGAAUGUAAAUUAUGAUGAAAAAAAUUAUGAAAAAAGCACCAUUUAUUCAAAUAAAAAAUAUUCCAAAUAUGACGAUGAUAAAUGGGGCCAAAAUGAAGAAAAAGGAUAUUUUGGCGAAAAAAAAAAACAAAUAAAUAGUGAAAAAAAUAUAGAAAAGAAUGAUAUAUAUCAAAAUAUAAAUAACAAUAAUAAGACUAUUGAUUUUUCACUUAUUAAAAAAAAGACACCAGAAAAAAUAAAUCAUGAAACAAGCAAUAAACAUAAUUUUGUAAAAAAAAAUGACAAAACUGAUGACUUAACAACAAAUAAUAAUUAUAAUAAUAAAAGAAAAAAUUCAAUUAAUAAUGAUAUUUCGAAUCCGAAUGAAUUUCAAGAGGAUAAAAAAAAUGCAAUUAAUGAGCAUGUAGACAAUAAUAAUAACGAGGAAGAUAUUAAAAAGUAUUAUCAUAAUAAUAGUGAUAAUUUAAAAAAUAAAAUGUUACAUCAAAAGAAUAUAAAAAAUAAUUACAAUAUAAGUAGUAAUAUACAAAAUUAUAACUAUAUUAAUAAUGCAAAUUAUCAGAUAUAUGGAUAUGAUAAUAAUUAUAUAGAAAAUAGUAAUAGCACAAAUUAUUAUUAUAAUGAAAAUUUAUAUUCAGCAAAUAAUAAUAGUAAUGGAAGUAAUAAUGAAAAUAACUCUAAUUUCAACAUUGGAAAUAGUGAUACAACGAAUAUAGGCAGUAAUAAUAAUUACAUAAAUGAUAAUACAAUAUUUUAUAAUGAUAAUGGAUAUCAUCAAACCCACCAUAUGAAUAAUCAAUUUAUGAAUAAUAAUUAUAUGAACAAUAAUUAUUUAUCUAGCUUAAAUUAUAUGAAUGAAGGAAAUUAUAUAAAUGAUACUAAUUAUAUUAAUAAUCCGAAUUAUCAUGAAUGCAGAUAUAUUCGAAAUAAUUAUAUAGCUGAUAACUCUGGAUAUAUAAAUGAUAAUAAUGCUUAUAUGAAUAAUGAUGUACCUAAUUAUAUUAACGAUAAUAAUGCUUAUUUAAAUAAUAAUCGAGGUUACAUAAAUGAUACAGGAUCUUAUAUUAAUGAUAAUUAUGUUCAGGAUACAUAUAUAAAUAAUAAUUAUAUUAAUGGCACUAAUAAUUAUUACUAUGAUUAUAUCCAACCAAAUUAUGUCAAUUCAAAUGAAAAAUAUUAUUAUAACAAUAGUAAAUAUAUGAAACAAAAUUAG